Messenger RNA from Oikopleura dioica, 1776 nucleotides. The record is from the annotation of a GenBank genome assembly. Lineage: Eukaryota; Metazoa; Chordata; Appendicularia; Copelata; Oikopleuridae.
AUGUCAGAAGAGGCGAUCUGGGACGAUUUGGCUUCUGAAAUUGCAGAUGAUUUCGCUGGCGAAUAUUUGAAAAACGCAGAUAACAUGAGCGAAAACGAGCUGAAAAAGCUGCGAGAAGAUUUGCGAAAGAAAAUCGGAAAAUCGAGCAAGAAAAUCGUCUUCAAUCCCGUGACAAAGCAAUACGAGAAGAACAUUAGCCGGGGCGAACGAAACGCGCAUUCUGACGCGGAAUCGGACGAAGGAGAAAUAAAAGAUGAAAAAAUCACGGCCGACGAUUUGAUCAACGAACUCAUCAAUGAUGAAACGAAUGAAAACGAUUUGAAAUUGGUGACUGAUGUUAUUAUGGAAAGCAGCAAGAAUAGGAAAAGUACGCAGAAUGGAGAUUCUCACAGAUUAACUCCAGUGCGCGACGAACCAAUGUACCAUUCCCGUAACCGGCUAGAUUCCGUCAAUUCCGACCUCAUUCGAGAGAAAACCAAGUCCAAAUGGGCAAGUGAUUCUAGCGACGAUGAAGCAGACAAACCAGAACUUGCAGCACUUCCAGCCGCGGUGACAUCGCUCCAGCAAGAAAUGACAGCGCGUUCUCUUUCUCAACACUCCAGUCCAGCUCAUAUGGCGACUCCGCCGCCUCCAGCGCAGGAGGAUGUUUUGGGGGGCCUUUAUGACGAAAAUGGAGAGGCGCUGGAAAAUGAUCAGGAACCAGAAGGAGGAAGACUAGAUUUUUACUAUCCAUCGAUACAAGGCUGUCGGCAAGUCGACGACAGUUAUAAAUUCCUGAAUAGAAUAGCAGAAGGAACAUAUGGCGUCGUCUUCCGUGCCGUCGACAAAAGAUCUGAACAAGUCGUCGCGCUGAAAAAGCUGAAAAUGGAGAAAGAAAAGCUCGGUUUCCCAAUCACCUCUUUACGAGAAAUCGUCACACUUCUCAAAGCAAAACAUGAAAAUGUGAUAAAUGUGCUGGAAAUCUGCGUUGGUGCUACGAAAGACAAGAUCUACAUUGCCAUGGAAUAUCUUGAACACGACAUGAAGACACUCAUGGAAACGAUGAAGGGAAACUUCACCAUUGGAGAAGUUAAGACGCUGAUGAUACAGUUGCUCAGGGGAGUCAAUCAUUUGCACGAUAACUGGAUCUUGCACCGGGAUUUGAAGACUUCCAAUCUUUUAUUAAAUCAUAAAGCUGUGCUAAAAAUAGCCGAUUUCGGGCUGGCAAGAGAAUAUGGCUCCCCACUCGGUGAAUUUACAGAAGUCGUCGUUACUCUUUGGUAUCGCUCCCCAGAGCUUCUUCUUGGUCAGAAAAAAUAUUCCACUUAUAUCGAUUUAUGGUCUUGUGGUUGUAUCAUGGGCGAGUUUUUACAAGGAAAGCCUCUCUUCCCCGGGAAAACAGAGCAAGAACAGUGUAAAUUAAUAUUCAAGGAACUUGGAACCCCAGAUGACAACGUCUGGCCUGGCUUUUCCGAGCUACCACACGCGAAGAAAAUCAACUGGGAGCGUAACAGAGGAAACAUGCUGCGGAAGCGCUACAAGGACCAAAUGAAAAAGGAGGGCUACAACUUCCUGAAUGGUUUGUUAACCUAUGAUCCGAAUGAGCGCUGGACUGCCGAGCGCGCGCUGGAGGACGUUUGGCUCAAGAUGACUCCGAUCCCAACGCCGCGCGAGCACUUCCCGACGUGGCCGGCGAAGAGCGAGCUCCUGGCACGGAAAGCAGCAACGGUAACGAUGGCGUCUCCUGACGCGCCAACCGGUGCCACCGCGUUUCAAAAGAUGGGCGCGCAGAUUUGA